AUGGUCGGGCUCGAGAAAGAUCUCGCGUAUCGCCUUGUUAUCUUUCCCUCACCGCAUAUCCAGCUCGGAUACAUCAUGGCCAUGAAAGCUGCAAUCAUCGUGGCUUUCUUGACGCAUUUCCAGGUUUCUGCUGAAACCGUUGCCGGCACAGAAGCCGAAGCAUGCCAGUCCGGGAGUAUCCAGCAACUCCUGGACUCAUCUCACGCCGUGCUGGAGGAGACAGAGGCGGCCCUGGACACCGCACAGACAUUGCACACUGAAAUGUUCGACGAGGACUGUGUGACGGUCUUCGGCCGCUUUUUGGAGCACGACCUCCUCAACCAGCAAACGGACACGGGCCCUGUUCAGCAAACAAAGCAGCAGAUUCGCGACUACUUCGGCGGGGUCGACCCACUCGUCUGGGCCAAGCCAUCGAAGGCAUGGAAGACACGUUUUCUCCCAGAGCACGGACAUCGCUGA
Symbiodinium sp. CCMP2592 is the source of this 459-nucleotide messenger RNA. The record is from the annotation of a GenBank genome assembly. Lineage: Eukaryota; Dinophyceae; Suessiales; Symbiodiniaceae.